AUGCCACCUCAAUGCACUCUGGCUGGACCGGAUGUGCUCAUUGUGCGUCAUUUCUACUUAUCACCCUGGGGAAUACGAGAGUACAAUAUACCCUAUUGCGAGUACUCAACGAUUAACGGUUCGAAUGUGUGUGUGUGUGUGUGUGCUUGGGCGUCUGUUUGUGUGUGUACUUGUGUGUUAUCUCGCAGCCUGGUUCUGGUUCAGUUUUCGUUUUCCGUUAGUGCAGCAUUUAUCCUCGACGACGUUGGUUCGUUUCGCCUUCGCCCUCUGUCAUUGUCACUGUCGGUGUCGCUGUCGCAGUCUCACUCGUUAGUUGCCGUCAUCUGUGAACGCCCCGAGCCUACGCCUACGCCCACGGCCACGCCUACUACGCUCACGCCCACGCGCAUCAGCAGAAGAAGAAGAGGAGUAGGAGGAACAGCAACAACUGGAACAGAAACAACAACAACAACAACAGGAACAACCACAAUGUUUCAGUCAUUUGCAAUAUUCAUGCUCCUUGUUGCCGUCCAGGCGCAGCAACAAUAUGCAUCAAAUGCGGAUGCUGCCGCCGAGUUGCAGGCAACGGAGACGGCAGCAACGCCAUUUGGUCACAAACAGUUAACCAGAUGCUGCCAAAGCUGCUAUCAGCAGUUUGCGGGGGAUUGGCAUUAUUGCACGGAUUUCGUUGAUUGCAGAAAAUGCUGGCAAAACUGCCAAAGGCAAUGGGCGCCCUUUGAGCUGCGCGUACACCACGCCCAGCGACAGGGCGCAUUGGUUCUGACCGACAUCGGCUGGGACGAGCUUAUUGCGAACGCAUCGCGUCAAUGCCUGAUCACCUGGGAGGUAUCCGGUGGCGGGCUCAUGGGCAACCUGCUAACGGAUACGGCACGCGCCGAGCUAUCACUUUGGCCCGAUACGGUCUACAACAUACAGGUGACCUGCAAGCAUAAGCUAACGGGUCAGAUGCGUCGCUCCCUCAAGCUCAAUGUGGACACACAUCAGCUGCUGUCAGCGUCAGCGAUGGCGUCGGCGUCGGCGUCAACGUCAAAGGCAGCGCUGCCAACGUCAAGGACAACGACAACGAUAACCAAUCGCCGGACAAUUUCAAGCUUUGUGCCCGUCUCCGUUCCCGUGUUUAUGUCAACGACAGCACCAUCGGCAGCAUCCACAACAACCAAAGCAGCAACAACAAGAAAUGCAGCAAAAGAAGCUGCAACAACAGCAACAGCAGCAACAACAAACAAAACCACAGUGCAACGUGUUCGACCCACGGACCGUGUGUACAUCAUCAGUGCGCUGCCAACGGCAAGCCAAUUGAGCGGCGUUGUGUAUCCGGCAUUUGGUGCGUUGGCCUUCUUUUUGGCCCUGUUGGUCAUGUUCCUGUUUCUGCGUCCGCAACGCAAGCGGUCAGCUGAUGCGGACGCGGAUACCGCAUCUCUGCUAAGCGGACGUCGCUCCUCGCGACUCUCCAUGGACAACUCCACGUUGCAUGUAUAAACAAAAACUAGCUAACUUAAAACAAAAAAAAGAAAUUAAAGUAAAGUAAAGGAAGCGAAGUAGAAAAAAAAAACCAAAAAAUAACAACAACAAAAUCAAUCCGUACUAAAAGAAAAUGAGAACUUGUAGUCGUAUAUGUCUGACUAUGUGAUAUUCUGCACCCAAAUUGUACAUAAUAUAUACACACACAUACACACACACAACAUACACACAUGCGUACUAACUAACUACAUCAUAUACUUUCAACUAACAUGCAUAAAUCUUAAUAACAUACAUAUGCGGGAAUUGUUCCAAGUUAGUUUGGAUAAAAAAAAAAAUGUUGCAUACUUUUUGCAACCGAAAAGUAUGUGAAAUAGCUGCAAAAGCGAAAGUUGGAACAGCUUUUGUUUAUGUAGUUAUUGUAUCAAAAUAUCUCACAUCAAGUCCAAAAACUAAAGCAAAAAAGAAAA
Drosophila innubila is the source of this 1928-nucleotide messenger RNA. Its product is annotated as transmembrane protein fend. The record is from RefSeq and is a predicted model, not a curated record. Lineage: Eukaryota; Metazoa; Arthropoda; Insecta; Diptera; Drosophilidae. The coding region runs from base 1 to 1479 and encodes 492 amino acids. The transcript has 7 exons.